AUGGAGUCCGUGCACCUUUUGAAUACCUGUGCCCCCUUUCAAAGGUCUCAGCAUCCUCACGCUACCUCCUGCCGCCACUUCCACCUGGGUCCCCCGCAGCCGCAGCAGCUAGCCCCGGACUUCCCGCUGGCCCACCCCGUGCAGUCGCAGCCGGGCCUCAGCGCCCACAUGGCCCCGGCCCACCAGCACAGCGGCGCGCUGCACCAGUCGCUGACCCCGCUGCCCACCCUGCAGUUCCAGGACGUCACAGGUCCCUCCUUCCUACCUCAGGCCCUGCACCAGCAAUACCUGCUGCAGCAGCAGCUCCUGGAAGCUCAGCACCGCAGGCUCGUUUCGCAUCCCAGGCGGAGUCAGGAUCGAGUGUCUGUUCACCCCCACCGCCUCCACCCCAGCUUUGACUUUGGCCACCAACUGCAGACACCUCAGCCCCGGUAUCUGGCUGAGGGCACUGACUGGGAUCUCAGUGUGGACGCCGGCUUGAGUCCUGCCCAGUUCCAGGUGCGGCCCAUCCCUCAGCACUAUCAGCAUUACCUAGCAACUCCUCGAAUGCACCACUUCCCCAGAAACUCUUCCUCCACACAGAUGGUUGUCCAUGAAAUUCGAAACUACCCUUACCCGCAGCUUCACUUCCUCGCUCUCCAGGGACUAAAUCCUAGUCGACACACCUCUGCUGUUCGGGAGAGCUACGAGGAGCUGCUGCAGCUCGAGGACAGGUUGGGAAACGUGACUCGAGGAGCCGUACAGAACACCAUCGAGAGGUUCACCUUCCCCCACAAGUACAAGAAGCGAAGACCCCAGGACAGCAAGGGGAAGAAAGACGAGGGGGAGGAGUCAGACACUGACGAGAAAUGCACCAUUUGUCUGUCUAUGUUGGAGGAUGGAGAAGAUGUGAGACGCCUACCUUGUAUGCAUCUCUUCCACCAACUGUGCGUGGACCAGUGGCUGGCCAUGAGCAAGAAAUGCCCCAUCUGCCGAGUGGACAUUGAGACACAGCUGGGAGCCGACAGCUGAGGGAGGAAGCUAGCCAGUGAAUGCCCCAUUUCCUUCACCAGGUCCCCCCCGCCCCCCACGGCCAUAGCCCUUGCAGCCAAACUUUGCCUUCUGAGCCAUUUGACGUAGAGAAGAAGCCUGCAAGCACAUUUUGUGGAAAGAGGAGUUGGUACCAGUGUCUGAGGGAGGGGAGGGGAGGGGUGGGGGAGGGGUGGGGGCUGCCCACCCACCCAGAAUGGUGACUGCCUCAUCGCCUUGCUGUGCAGGGGGAGGGGGGAGCUGGCCGUGCCCAGAGCAGGGGCGGGAAGGGGGGGCCCAGCUGCUGAGAACUAGAUGUGAUCUUGAGGGUACUAGCUGGUGAUCGGCCCCUCAAUCCUGUCCUUUGAAGGAUUGUGUAUAUACCUCUUGACCACGUAGAAACCAUGUAGGGGUCUCUAGCUAUUCUGUGGAUGGCAGCCGGAGCAUGUUAGCUUAAGAAAAAAAUGUCGUGUGUGGUGCUCUAGUCAUCUGUGGUGGACAUGUCGCUAUUACCGAACUUGCACCAAAUAUUUCUCAUUGAGUUUCUUGUUUUGGUGCCUGACCGAACCAACCAACCAACGACAGCCCCAAUCUUCCCGUCUUUAUGAGCGAAAAGAAAAAAAAAAUGAAUCAAAGGUGAAAAAAAAAAAAAAAGCCAAAUCCUGUUUACGGUGAAAAAGGAUGAUAAUUUUUCACCCAGGUUGGGAGGCGGGAGGGGGGUUCUCGUUUGUUGUUUUUUUGUUUUUGUUUUUUUCUUGGGCUUUGUUUUUCUCAUGUUUACAGUGCACGGAGUGUGGGAGGGGCGUCUGAGAAGGGGGUGGGGCUUAAAAGGAACAGAUGUGGUCACGCUGGGUUUCGGAGGCUUUUAGGCAAGGUGAAGAGAGCAGAGCUCUCGCUGGUGAAGGGGGUCCAUUUCAAGGUGGGCUCCCCAGUCCUAGGGCCCAUUGUUUGGCCCCAGCUGUCUUCCUAGGUUCCACACUGAACCAGGGAAGACACAGCCUCCAGCCACAGCUGCCCCAUGUUCUUGGGAGCCAGCAGCUCCCCCAUGCGCACUCCAAUUCCUAACUUUAUCCUGAGCUCUCAUCUUGCCACAAAGAGGCAAUGUCGCCACUGCCUCCCUAUGCAAACAAUUGACCAGAUGAUACAGAUGAAAUAGCAUUGGCAGUGUACACUUGGCCAAAGCGCUCUCAGCUAGCACUCAGGGCUGAGGUCAAGUCCAUAACCUUGGGAGUAACUUGAGUGUCCUCCAUGAUCCUGCCUGCUCAGCCCCUCAGAGAUGGCCCUUGCUAUGAGACUACUUGGCUGGGCUGGGGAGGCUGUGUCCCCGCCCUCCUGAUCCUCUGGUUCUUCUGUAAUCUUGGGAAAGUCCCUUUCUUUCUCGGUGCCUCAGUCCCAGUGGGGAGAGACAACAGUGUGUCCCCAUGUCCCCCGUUCCUUCUGCCUCACCCAGAUCGGAGAAUUAACACUAUCCAGCCUAUUGUGUGCUCUCUCCUCUCUCGUGAGGGCCUCGGAGGGUGUAGUGGUUGGCGUGGAAAAGGAGAUGGAAAGUUAUAGUGACGCCGUGGUACAGCACGCUUUCUGGACUACUCCACAGGUUUUCAGAGAGCUGAGAGGACGGAGUAUUGGAGGUGGGCUAAAUUCUGCCAAAUUCUAACCCAAGUGUAGCUCUUAAUCAUGUGCAGAAAAUGCCAGGUGACUCGGUGUUCUGCGGUCUCCCUUUGUCCACAGCCCUCCUCCUCCUCGUCCCUCAUUUGUACUCUUCUCAGAAUCUACCCUGACCUCCGCCCCUAGCCAAUCUCAGUGCCAUCUUAUCAAGGAACUAGGGCGCUGGUCAGGUAAAGGAAGAAAUUCCACGAGGAUGAAUCAGGACCAAAAUUGACAGAGGAUAACUGGACUUGAGGGAGAUCCAUUCUAGCACAACUGAGGCCAUCAUGAAGGAAUGGCUGCCUGUCCGCUAUCCAGAUGAAGGCUACUCCCAGGACCCAUCUUCUAAUGUCUCAUAAAAUCUCUGAGUGCCUACUGGGGCAAGUGUUGAGGAAGAUGAUCAUGAAGACAAUGUCUUUGCCUGAUGGGAUUAUGAAAGGAUAAGAAGAGCAGGAUACAUCCCACAGCGAAGAUUAGUUCUGCUGAGCGUCGUCUUUUCCAACUCUGGUUGCAUCAACAAUGUCUCUAGGGCAAAGGCUGGAUAUCCACCAGGUGAGGAAGAAAUGAGUCGGGAUGUCAGGGAGCUGCUGACCAAAAGCCACCAGAGCUUGUGAAUUCUCACCUGUUCCUCUUCGAUGGCUGUGUCAAAACCAAGAUUUCACCAGAGGAUGGCUGUGGCUCAGAGGUGGUUGGGGUGGUCUAGGCAGGUCAUUGCUCUCCGAGGCUGCUCACUCUUUGUCUUUCCUUUGAGACUGUCCUGCAAGGCUGGCAGGGAAGGGAGACUGGCAGGGAUCCAGGAGAGAACUGGAACCAAUGUUCCUGAUUCUAGUCCUGGCAAACUGGGAGAUACUGAGACCUCCACCCACACCCCUUACCCUGCUGGGCCUCAGCUUCCUCAGCUGCGACCCAAGGAGGUUGGAUUGGAUGCUCACUAAAUUUCUCCCAAUGCACACAUCCUAUGAUGCUUUCUAAUAUCAACACAUCUUUCAAGCUGUAGAGCUGUGUGCUGCCUGCCCAUGCUUCUGAGAGGCCUUGUGUGCCCACACGUAUCUGCUUCAGAGGCUGAGGCACACAGGCUGAGGGAGAGGGUAGGAUGGUUUCUCCUUGCUCUCAUUUGUGCGGGCUCUUGGAAUGCCCCAGGCUAACAUUAGGACCUGGCCAGGGAAGGGGUUGAUCCUGCCGCCCCCUCCCCUUCCCACCUACCUAGGGUCCUUGUGCCCUGACGGUAAGGGCUGGAGUAGCACUUAGAACCCUCCCAGUUUCCGUUUCCGGACUGCUGAUUGGGUGGAGGAAAGCCAAUACCUCUGCUCCGGGUCCCCAGUCUGGCCAGGGAGCCAGAAAAGAGGGGGAGAAGAAGCAGGGCCAGGCCUCAGCAUCUCACAUCUACCAUCUCCAGGAGAGAGACAUACGUAGUUCUCCUGCUCAACUCAAGGGACUCAGACCCUUUUCUGACUGAGACGCAUGAGUGCCUUUGACAGCGGCCUCAGGUUCAAGUUGGGCCUCCUAACCGCAGCCGUGGCGCAGCAGGUCCACCUAGGACACCAAUCAACCCAACGCCACGAAUCCAGCUGGGCACAGGCAGAGGGCAGCCGGGGCUGCAACGUUCCUCCACCUUGCCAAGCCCCCAGCCCCCCCGCCCCCCAGUCACCCUCGCCACCACCUGUGACAGGCCUCAAGCUCCUCUCUGCAAAGGCCCUGCGGCCUCCGUGCAAGCAUUCUUAACUCUUUACGCCUAACGAACAAGCACAGUUUUUUCAAUGGUGAAGAAAAAGCACCAGACUUUUUUUUUUUCUUGAAGAAAUCCCCCCCAAGCCGCCCCUCCCGCGGGACAAACAUUCCCCACGUGGGGCUGUAGCAACGUCUGUCAGUGUCAGGUCCCCUUGUGUUUCAUCUCCUGCGCGCGCGUAGAGCAAAUGCUAGAGCGAUUUCAGCUGAUAGAAAAACAAAAAAAGAAAAAAAAAACACAAAAAAAAUAAAAAACAUGGCACGUUGCUAGUUUACAGGGUUUUGUGAGUUUAAAUGCCUUAUAUUUAACAAUCAUAAUUUAUGACUAACUUGUAGAUAUCGUGGGUUCUUAUUUAAUUAUUUUUAUAGUUGUUUUGCAUUUUUAAUUAUAAUUUAUUUAUUUAGAAAGGAUACUAAUGUUUUUUAUUGCUCCUAUUACCUCAUUUUGGCGUCGUUUCUGGGAGUGGAAUGCUUUGCAUGCAUUGGUACGAUGACAACCGCGAAAACAAACUGACAAAAAAAAAAAAACAACCCAUUUUAAAUAAAAGUCUGCGAACUUUAUUUCGUCCAAACUAUCAGGGUGUGUGAUUGCAAGCUGUCCUACUGUGGUGCUGGCCUCUUUGGGUACAUUCCAUACGAAAUGCAAACCUUUGAUUCUGUAUGCUGUGAUCUAGUGAAAAGCUCCAAUAUAGUGACUGUAUUUAGCACAUAUAUGAAUAUAAUUUGCACUCGUCAGCAGGCUGGGGUAAUCCUUUCACUUGCCACCCUUGGCCCCUUCCCCCAGCCCUCUUUCCCACCUCAAGCCUGCUUUCCGUUCUCCCUCCCCCUUCCCCAUCCUCAAGCCCACUCAUCCUCCAUCCCCUGAGGACAGUCUCAGGGCAAAGGAGGUCACUGGCUAAACCUGGGCUCCCACUCACUGAGGUUCCAGAGUUGGGGUCCUUCAGUCACAGCAGGCAUGUCAUCUGAAAGACCAAGAGCCUGUGUUAUUAGGUGGAGGCUAAUGACAGAAGGCUUUGGCUUUCAGACCAGCUCCACGGCAGGCAGGCUCCCUGUGAUCCAGGGCAAGUCCCUGGUGUCCCGGAGCCAGUUUCCUGUUCCUAGAGAGGGGGUAAGAUGGGUGAUCUCUUGGGUCCCCCAAUUCAGAAAGAAUAUGACACAGUCCCAGGCAAGACCACAAGGAUGAGUCUCUCAUUCUCUUAGGAGAGAUGAAAGAGGGAAGGAUGGGGGGAGGGGAAAGAGAAACGGAGAGCAGAGGGAACCAGUUCAGAAUGACCGUAGAGAUCUGGUCAGAGCAGCCACCCACAGGGUCCUCUUCAAUACUGCAUCCUGCAGGUGGCCAGGAGGCCAGUUAGGUAGAUAACAUCCCUGGGUAUGAAACAUGGACUUUCGCAAGGUUAGGUGGUCAAUCUGAGAUUGAGCCGAGAUCCAUGUCCUAUUACCCGAGAGAAGGAGCCGGUAGAAGAUCCAGACUAUAGUGUUUGGGAUCCCUUCUCCCCCGAGUCUUGUCUGGAGCUUUUGUGGUUGGGACAUCCCUCUCUGACAAGAAAGAACUUGGGAUACGGAAUUGUCCCUUGCCUUCUCCCCCUCGCCCCCCCCCCCCCCGCCCUUUGCCUGCGUUCCACCGAGGCUGCAGAUAGGAGAGGACCUGCUGUGCAGUUAGAGCGGUCAGCCUCCAGCCUCACAAAUCCGUGUCAGAGCGUUGGUAAGGAGGCCUUGAGGAAGUGGGCCCUGGACUAAGCCUGUGAGUGGGCUGGAACCCUGGCAUGCCGACCCUCCUCUUCCCCUCCUUUCCUAACUCCCCCCUCCCCCCUUCUUGGCUCUUGACAUCACUGCCUUUGCCUGGUGGGUAGCUCCACCCUCCACAGGAGGCCCGUGGGUUUGCAUAGUCCCGGCAAGGAGAGGAAAUAAAGACCUGGGGUUACCACACCACCUGCCUGGGUGGCUAGACCCGAUGUGGUCCUUCAGCCCCACCCCUUGGGGUGGGGCGUCUCGCUUGCUGCUCUCCAGCUUCUCCUGCCUCUGCCCCGGAGCCUUGCUUUUCUCGGAGAUGGCCUGUGGAGCCACCCACCACGCUGGUGGAGCACAAUCACCACACUGCCAGGCCUGGCAGACACUGCCCCCCCUCCCCAGGGCCCCGCAGGGCUCCGCACGGGCAUGCUACGCUGUUGUGUGGGGCCAGAGUAGGACAGGCCCUGUGCUCUGGCUGGCUAUGACUCACCCUUGAGCCUCCCCACUCUGGGAUGAGGUCUUCCCCCCACCCUCAGCUGUGGAGAGGGCCACACCAGGCUCUCCAAGGGGCCAUGUGUCGCCCCUGGUAAGUGAAAGGAUUAUCCCCAGUGUGGAUUGUCCCUUUUUUUGUAACUUUCCUGCUGUUCUGUUCUGUUGUGCUGUGCAACAUUUUGCUACAUAGACUAUUUUAUAGCAGAAAGCUAGAAAAAUAUUUAUUAUGACUAUUGAAGCAAUAGUGCAUCAAUGAACAGGCGGAGACGUUAGGAACCGUGUAAAUGCUUAGAUUCACUUUGGGUGGAUUUUUUUGUACUUUAUUUAUAACUAAUAAAAAUGAACUGCAUUGCUAACUACA
Peromyscus maniculatus bairdii (prairie deer mouse) is the source of this 6958-nucleotide messenger RNA. The record is from RefSeq and is a predicted model, not a curated record. NCBI's taxonomy places the organism in Eukaryota, Metazoa, Chordata, Mammalia, Rodentia, Cricetidae.